This is a messenger RNA of Ixodes scapularis (black-legged tick), 2579 nucleotides long. RefSeq names its product uridine diphosphate glucose pyrophosphatase NUDT14. The record is from RefSeq and is a predicted model, not a curated record. Bases 179 to 928 code for a protein of 249 amino acids. Lineage: Eukaryota; Metazoa; Arthropoda; Arachnida; Ixodida; Ixodidae. Gene Ontology annotation, molecular function: UDP-sugar diphosphatase activity; metal ion binding. Gene Ontology annotation, biological process: nucleoside phosphate metabolic process; ribose phosphate metabolic process. The transcript is spliced from 5 exons.
AAAAUAAUAAAACUCGAUUCAUUGCAGGAAAAACGUCCACCGCAAACUCGCUCUCUUUCGCGUAAGUGAAUGGAUUGAACCGCAUGCGAAUAUCUGCCACCCGCACGUCCCCAGUAGCCAGUUUACGCGUAGAUGCACGCACAAAAAGAGCCUAACUUCCGGAUCGUGACACUGAUUCAUGCCAGCUGUGCUUCUGCGUGCAAUCUCGUCGAGUAUUAAUCGCACGUUCGAAAGCUAUCUGAGACAUUUGGGAAUUUACAGGCCUUUGCGCGUUAAAGCACGGAUUAUGGAUCACAUCGAGAACGUCAGACUGGUGGAAUGCAAGAACUCGCAGUACGUGAAGCCCACUCGCAUGCUGUUCAAGCAGAACGGGCACGAGAGAGCUUGGGACCUGAUGAAAACACACGAUAGCGUAGCGGCGGUGCUCCAUAACACGUCUCGGAAUGUGCUACUCUUCGUGCGACAGUUUCGACCCGCGGUGUACUACGGGAGGAUUCCUGCGGAAGAGAUUGCUAAGGGUGGACCCAUCGACACGACUAAGUACCCUGGGAGCCUCGGCCUGACGCUGGAGUUGUGUGCAGGCAUCGUCGACAAGAGUUCCAUGAGCCGUGAAGAGACCAUGCAGCAGGAGAUCCUCGAAGAGUGCGGCUACAACGUACCCCUCUCCGGCAUACACAAAGUCACAUCCUUCAGAGCCGGAGUUGGCGUUCUCGGAGCGAGGCAAGACCUCUUCUUUGCGGAAGUCACAGACGACAUGAGGCAGACUGCGGGCGGAGGCUGCGACGCCGAGGGAGAAAUGAUCAACGUUGUUGAACUGACCCUACCGGAAGCGCGGAAGAUGCUCACGGACGAGACAAUAAUGCGACCGUCGGCCCUCCUCUUCGGCGUAACCUGGUUUCUAGAGAUGAGACCAAAGCUCAAAGCCUGAGCCUCCGUUUACGUGACUAGAGCCACUAAAUACACUACGCUUUAGGUAAUUGGUGACCAUGAUUUUAAGCAACAAAAUGGAUGAAGUGUCGUUACUCUGAAGCGUAGCUUAUUUAGUAGCUCUAUACCAGGGGUGGCCAGGCUGACUGGCUUAGGAGCUGCAAACAAAAGCACGAAACUUCCAUGAGCCGCAAGCCCGGGGGGGUGCAAACUUUUGUCCAGAGCAAUAAACGGAACUCAAACUACUUUCAAUCCAUUCAAGUCUAAAGCAGUCCAACUGUAUGUAAGGUAGCAGUAGCACAAGACUACCAAACCGCAACCUGUCUUUCAAUUUAAAACCCGUUCCAUUUCUCUUUUUGGAAAUGUGCUCGUGUGACCAAAAGGGAGGCGGGGGGGCAGGGGAGUGAGCCGCAAGCCGCACUUUAACACGCGAAGAGCCGCAGCUUGGCCACCCCUGCUCUAUACAUUACUACUUAAGCUGGUCAUACCAUUUGCCUUUAGACAAGUCAUAGAAGGUUUUUGCAAUUCUUAUGCUGUGUAUUUUCUGCCACCACAGUCUUACAUUUUUGUUGGAGAUGGGAACACGUUUCCAACUGCAUCAAGCUUGCUGCAGCUAUUAGUCUGUUUAAGACUUAUUGAUGCUUGUUGUUCCAAAACAGUUUUUGCAGGUCCUGACUCGGAUGAUAACCUAUGCGUAUCAGCGACCGAAUGACCAGUACAAAGAGGAUGUGUCAUGGUGAUAAUGCUGUCAUCAUGAGUGAAUAGUUCUUGGGAUAGAUGGAUUUUUUUUUUUUAGAGGUAAACUAUUGUUUACUGAUGAUGUAGGCCCGUUUUUGAUGCUGCCUUCGAUACUGAUAAUAAGGUAUAUUUGUAUGACUUCUGGCAGUGUUGAUUGUGUGUAGGGCACAGUGAUCACCAGUAUUGAUGUCCAUUCCUCUCCCUUCUAAACUACAUUUCCAGGUGUGUUUUUUUCCUGCACUGAAUUUAAUUGUUUGCAUGAAGACAUUUGGAGAAGAACUGACAGCUUUUAUUUUUGGAAGUCUUAUGUGGACAACAUUCUGCAGCUAUGCAGUCAAAGCUAUGGGCGUAUGUGCGCUUAAAAGCACUUUGAAUUCUCUCAAAGCUGUACAUGCGCACUCUUCACGUCUUUUGAAAUAGCUGCCCGAGAUUAUAGUCUGGUAACUGUGGUGAUGCGUAUUAGAGCCACCAUGUUCUGUUAUCCAGUCCUUUGGACAAAUGAGGAUAUGGAUCUUCUUUUCUAUACCUAUGACAGUUUACUGGAGUGUUACACUUGGGAGGAGGGUUGCUGAGCUGUGGCUGAUUCUCCAGCUCCGUGAUUAGCUAUGCAGGGUUUAACUUCAAUAGGUCCUCGUGUAGAGGAAUGCAAGUUGCUGGAAUUUUCUCCCGAACAGCCAGAAGCGAGUAAGCCAAAUUCAAGGAUGUUCCAGAGAUUCCCCAGGAAAGUUGCAUCUGUGCCCAUCAUGAAUCAUCUUCAAUUCUGAUGUUUGUACAAAAAUAGCUUCCGGUCCUUGUAGGAGCAAAAAGCUAUUCUCUUGGUGGCAAUCACCAUGAGAAAAAUGGUGAAGAAUUUGAAUGUAAUUCAUUUUUCCAAAUGCCUUGCAAACCAAUAAAGAAUCAAUACCAUAAAGUUA